Molecule: messenger RNA, 1647 nt
Organism: Elgaria multicarinata webbii
Lineage: Eukaryota; Metazoa; Chordata; Lepidosauria; Squamata; Anguidae
Gene: ARID3C
Product: AT-rich interaction domain 3C
Exons: 9
Coding region: 1-1647 (548 amino acids)
Biological process (GO): regulation of transcription by RNA polymerase II
Cellular component (GO): nucleus
Molecular function (GO): DNA binding
Source: RefSeq, a predicted model, not a curated record
AUGGGCGAGCACACGCGCCUCGCCCCCAAGGCCGCCCUGGCUGCCAGCGCCUUCUGCUCGUCGGCGUCGUGCUCCCCCGGGCGCGGCGCGGGCGCCUCCGGAGGGCUCCGGCUGGAGGCGGUGAUGGAGAACCUGCAGCGGGCGCAGGCGGCGCGCCUCGAGGAGAAGCUGCGCCGGGCGCAGGAAGCGGGCCGCCGCCGCUGCGCCCGGCGCUGGAGACGCGCGCCCCCCCCGCCUGCCGGCCCGACGGCGCCCCCGCUGGCGCUGCGCCUCUUCCCGGCGGGCGGGCUGCCCUCGGCCCGCGCCCCGCCGCCGCCGCCGCCGCCGCCGCCCCCUGCGCGCCCCCUGCCCGACGCCGCCGACGCCCGGCGCCGCGCCGCCUUGCGCCCCGAGGAAGAGGAGGGCGGCGGCGCCCAGGAAGAGGACGACGACGACGAGGAGGAGGACGAGGAGGGGGAGGAGGAGGAGGAGGAGGAGGAGGAGGAAGGCGAGGGGGACGAGCCGGAGCGAGCGGAGGAAGGCGCCGCCGCCGCUGCGCCCCACCACCCGCCGCCGCCGCUGCGCCCCGCCGCCCUGGCCUCGCCGCCGCCGCCCCCCGCCCCGCAACAGCCCCACGAGUGGACCUACGAGGAGCAGUUCAAGCAGCUCUAUGAACUGGACAGUGACCCCAAGCGCAAGGAGUUCCUGGACGAUUUGUUUGGCUUCAUGCAGAAGAGAGGGACCCCCGUGAACCGGAUCCCCAUCAUGGCCAAGCAAGUGCUGGACCUCUACACCCUCUACCGGCUGGUCACCGAGAAAGGGGGCCUGGUGGAGGUCAUCAACAAGAAAAUCUGGCGGGAGAUCACCAAAGGCCUCAACCUGCCCACCUCCAUCACCAGCGCGGCCUUCACGCUCCGCACCCAAUACAUGAAAUACCUCUACCCCUACGAGUGCGACAAGCGUGGGCUCAGCUCCCCCGGCGAGCUGCAAGCAGCCAUCGACAGCAACCGGCGGGAAGGGCGGCGGCAGACCUUCGGGACGACGCUGUUCAACUACUCCCCGGUGGGCACCCCGGUGGGCGUCCUGCCUCCCCCCAAGAUCCCCAUACCCUCCCUCACCAUCUCCACGCACAACUGCAGCCAGAUCAGUCAGGUGCACGCCAUCAAAAAGGAGGAAAGCAUCCUUUCGUCGGCGGUGCCCGGCCGCAUCGCCAUCCCCGUCAGCCUAGCCGGGCAUCACUUGGUGGCGGCACAGGCAGCAGCAUCUCAGGCAGCUGCGCUGGAGCAGUUGCGGGAGAAGCUGGAAACCGGUGAGCCGCCCGAGAAGAAGAUGGCGCUGGUGGCUGAGGAGCAGCAGCGCCUGGUCCAGCACGCCCUCCAGCAGAACCUCCUGGCCAUGGCCUCCCAGUUCCCGGUCAACAUCAAGAUCAACAACCGUGGAGAUGACAGACAGGAAGCUGCAUUGAACUUGUCCACCAACGGCAUUAGCAGCAUCAACAUGUCAAUAGAAAUAAAUGGAGUUGUCUACACAGGUGUGCUGUUUGCCCGAAGGUCCGGCAUCACAGGAGGUGCUGGGGGCGCCCAUAGUCACAUCAGCCCGGUGACGUCCCAGAGCCAGCUGCUGUCCACAGCCUCGCGCGGUCACACUCCGGCCAGCACCUCGCCAUGA